Messenger RNA from Drosophila innubila, 1706 nucleotides. RefSeq lists its product as uncharacterized. Lineage: Eukaryota; Metazoa; Arthropoda; Insecta; Diptera; Drosophilidae. The record is from RefSeq and is a predicted model, not a curated record. The transcript is spliced from 7 exons. Bases 1 to 1569 code for a protein of 522 amino acids.
AUGAAUAAUAUGAUGGUUUCUCAGGUGCUGCUUCUGCUGAUCUGCGCCUGCUGGGGUACAAAAGCCCGGAUCAGUGAACUUACCUUGCAGUCUCAGUACCUGCGUGCUAUAAGCGCGUAUCGGCGAUUGGAGCGUAGCUUGCCGCCGCAGGAUUUACGUUCAUUGACCGCCUUAGGACUAUUAAAUGGAGCUCGUCAGACAGAACACCAAAUGGAGCAACAUCUGGUACAAGCAAUUAAGAAGUUCCUUCAACAGACUGACUUCCAGGCGAGCAGUCAAGUACUUCCCAAGAUUGAUGAGAUCGAAAAAGAACUAUUACGUGAUCAGCGAGCACUUAACAUUCUUGGCAGUGCCAUAGAUGUAAUAAGCAGUACUAAAAAUCAACAGCAGUUUCUCCAGGAGCUUCACAAUAUUCGCGAACAGCAAGCCAUUGAGCUUCAGCCACAAUCCGCAGAAGAGCCACAGCUGGGUGAACGAUUGGGACAAUUACGGCUCCACAUACUGGCGCAGGUUCCUCAAAUGAAGAUUGAUUUGGACACGAAGAUUAAAACCGCACUGCAGCAACUAAUGAAACAGGCAACUAAUGAUGGAAUUUUAGCCAAGUUUAGUCAAAAGGCUCUUCAUAAGCGGGCGGCAAAUGAGCAAUUGGGAGAAAAUCAAGGAGAUAAUCCUAAGGAAAUGCAUAAAAUCAAAUCCAUAAUGUCGGAGAUUGAUUUUCGAGAAAAUCUUGUGGAACAGCAAUUUGACAAAAGUGAUAACAAUAAUAAACAACCACAGUCAAAAGACGAUUUCGAUGAUAUGACACUGGAUAUUAAUUCGCAAAAUGUUACAGUUAAAAACAAUACAAAAAUAAACGGCACACAGGAAACUGGAGACGGUUUUUCGGAGCUUGGAGAUGACGACGCCGAUAAUGGAGGUGGUGGUGGCGGCGGUAUUGUUGGAAUCAUUGGCAGCUUGAGUGGCGGCGAAGGCGGAUCGGAUGUUGGCGCAUUGAUUGGUGCACUCACUGGCCUCAUAUCGACUCUGUUUGGCCCCGGUGGCUUGGACAUUGAGUCAUUGAUUAGUACAGCCACAUCGUUACUGGCCGGUCUGUUGUCGGGUAACAAGAAUUUUGGUGUCGUUCUGGGUCAAUACGUGGGUACCGCCUUUGAUGGCCUGUCUGGUGGAGGCGGAGCGAUCAACAAUGGACAGUUUCUUGGUCAUUUUUUUGGCACCGUGUUAGCAGCACUUAGCGCAGAUCCAGAGGAUGAAGGCCUGCCGCAGCCAUUGACAUUUACGAAGAAUUUCGUCAAUGGUUUUCUUGAGUCAAAGUUUAGGCCCAUGUCAGACGAGGCUUUGGAAGCACGACAUGGCAGCAGUGAGCUACCUCACCAAAAGAAAAAGGAAGGUGGUGUCGCUUCCUUCGACUCGGGAAUGUUUGUAAAGCAGAUUACAUCGCACUUGGUUAACAGAGCUUUGGGACUUUUGCUGAAUUCAUCGUUAGGUGCUUCUGGCGGUGCGUCACAAGCCUCAGCUGGUUUAUUUUCGAGCAGCAGCCAUCAUAUGAAGUCGGCCACGGGAGGAUCAUGAACGCAAUUUCAUAUAUACCCCUCGCAACCUCCCACACGCAUUCUCAAACACAUACCACAGGCUUAUUCCUUUGAAGGUCCAUCUCUUUUAUGGAUGAAAGACAGGUCACCUUCUUCUCUUUAAUUUAUCUGCUAGAG